Messenger RNA from Penicillium roqueforti, 573 nucleotides. Its product is annotated as mitochondrial 54S ribosomal protein mL40. Gene Ontology annotation, biological process: mitochondrial translation. Gene Ontology annotation, molecular function: structural constituent of ribosome. NCBI's taxonomy places the organism in Eukaryota, Fungi, Ascomycota, Eurotiomycetes, Eurotiales, Aspergillaceae. The coding region runs from base 1 to 573 and encodes 190 amino acids. The transcript is spliced from 2 exons. The record is from RefSeq and is a predicted model, not a curated record.
AUGAGGUCCUUAUCACCAGCCCUCGCGUCCCUCGCGAAUGUCUUCAAGAUCCCAAUGUCGAUGGCGCCGGUCCGCCCAUCAAUCACCCGGGCAUGCCACGAGACCCUGAACCGCCAACCACAACAGCCCGGCCCAGUCACAGCAGCCCUGCAAUCAGCGCCAUUCUCGACAACAAGCGCAAUGGCCGCUAGAAAGGCCUCCGGCGGCUCUGUAGUUGAUAAGCGCAUUACUCUCAUCCGCUACUUCCUCCACCAUCCUCUCACUCCCCGUCCCCUCCGCUUCUCCCGCAACCGUUACCUCCGACACUGGACCAUCCACCGCGCGUGGCAAUUGUUCCAGGCUCAGCAGCGCCGCAAGCACGAACUCGAGAUGAUGCGCCAGUACCAGAGCAUGCAGGAUGCGUGCGAGGAGCUGCGCACCGGUGCGGGUGACGGAGGAAAGCUGUUCCGCGUCUCCAUGAACAAGAAGGGUAUCUUCACUGAUAUGUUCCCUAUUGAGUAUGCUCGCAUGCAGACCGAUUCUCCACCUUCUGAUGGAUGGAACUAUGACUGGAAGAAGCCUGUAAGGAAGUAG